Molecule: messenger RNA, 234 nt
Organism: Cooperia oncophora
Lineage: Eukaryota; Metazoa; Nematoda; Chromadorea; Rhabditida; Trichostrongylidae
Source: the annotation of a GenBank genome assembly
AUGAUUGAGUUUUUAGCCGAGGGCAGGAUAGAGGAGGAGCAACCGACGGAACCACCAUUUACUAAACUCUCGGAAAUCAGCCAUCGUUUGGAAUCGUUCUAUACGGAUCGUUUCGGCAAAGAUAUCGUGGAAGUCAUAAAGGAUUCCAAUAACAUUCAUGAUAAUGCCACACCGAACCGUUUACGCAGGGAUGGGAAGGCUCCCAUGGUGAACUCUGCAAGAGUCAAUCCAUAG